Argiope bruennichi is the source of this 1189-nucleotide messenger RNA. Its product is annotated as PRKR-interacting protein 1 homolog. The record is from RefSeq and is a predicted model, not a curated record. Gene Ontology annotation, molecular function: double-stranded RNA binding; protein kinase binding; protein kinase inhibitor activity. Gene Ontology annotation, biological process: negative regulation of protein kinase activity. The transcript is spliced from 7 exons. Gene Ontology annotation, cellular component: nucleolus. NCBI's taxonomy places the organism in Eukaryota, Metazoa, Arthropoda, Arachnida, Araneae, Araneidae. The coding region runs from base 291 to 1037 and encodes 248 amino acids.
GUUGUACAUCCUAGAACAGGAAAAUUACAAGAACAGGAAAACCUAGAGCAGGGAAUUGCAUUUUACUCAAAUCUUGCAUAGUGCUGUUACUCAUUAAGAAGUUCUCCCGAUUGUCUGUUGGAAAUCUAUAAAAAAAUUUUAAUUUUCAAAGUAUUCCUGGAAUUUUUGUUGUGAAGUUUUAAAUUUGACAAAUUACCGCCUUUUUAAGAAAUUACCAAUUGGUGGAAGUAAAGAUUCUGUCUGUAGUGUUACGAAAAUAAUUUGCAUCAUAUUUUGAUUUUUUUUUUCUAAUGGGAUUUUACUAUGGAGUUUUCUCCUUGCUUACAUGGGACGAGGUCACUUCCUCUCUCUUGUCGGAACUGAAAUAUCGUUGUUUGUUGUUCUGUAACUGUGUUAUUUUUUAUGCACGUGUUUUAUUUAUAACAGUCAGAACUGCCCGAAUUGAAAAAAACAUUUGUAAAAUGAAUAGCGAACAAAAACCAUUCGUUCCAAAGACUCCUAUAGAUUUCCAGAAGUUAAAGUUGGAACGAUUAAUGGCAAACCCAGAAAAGCCUGUGAUAAUUCCUGAAAUGCCAAAGGAGAAAAAAGGUUUUACUGUACCUGAAUUUGUUCGUAAUGUGAUGGGCUCAAGUGCUGGAGCUGGGAGUGGCGAGUUUCAUGUUUAUAGACAUCUAAGACGAAAAGAAUAUACCAGACAGAAGAUGAUCGAAGAAAAAGGUGAAAAAGAAAGAUUAGAUGAAGAGUUCCAUAGGAAAAUGGAAGAAAAUCAAAGAAUGAUAGAAGAGAAAACAGCAAAGAAAAGAAUAAAAAGAUUAAAAAGGAAAGAAAAACUAAAGAAAUUGAAAGCUGAAGGUCUUCUUAAACGGAAAGGCAAACAAGAUGAGAAAGAAAACAAUUCUGAGGAGGAUUCUUCUGAAAAUGAAAGCUCUAAUAGUGAAAGUGAAAAAGAUACUUCCGAGAAACAACCUGUAGCUGAACCAUCAGAAUCUAACCGAGAAAAUGAAAAGAGAGAAUUAUCCAAAAAACAAGAAUGCUGAUCCUCAUCCUUUUGUGUGUCUCUGUAUUUCUACAUUCUCUUUAAUGGAUGCAGUUAUUUCAUUAAAAAAUAACUCAUAUUGAGUUCUACAUCCUUCAUCCCAUAUGUAUUAUAAAGUCAUGCUUUUGAAGCUCACCAAAAUAUUCUGUUUUU